GCUUGUUUCUCUACGAACACUUGUAAAAACGGAGCUGUUUCCUUUACCCACAAUGCUUGUCGUGUCCUCCGUCCUUCCGACUUCCGCCUCACCAGUCUGCUAAUAUGGCCCCAACCAAGAAAGGUGAAAAGAAGAAAGGACGUUCGGCCAUCAACGAGGUGGUGACCAGAGAGUACACCAUCAACGUCCACAAGCGUAUCCAUGGGGUGGGUUUCAAAAAGAGGGCUCCCCGUGCCAUCAAAGAAAUCCGCAAGUUUGCAGUGAAAGAGAUGGGUACCCCUGAUGUCCGCAUUGACACUCGCCUCAACAAGGCAGUGUGGAGCAAGGGGGUCAGGAACGUUCCAUACAGAAUACGCGUUCGACUGUCCAGGAAACGUAACGAGGAUGAGGAUUCCCCCAACAAACUGUACACCCUGGUCACAUACGUUCCAGUUACAACAUGCAAAGGUCUGCAGACAGUCAAUGUCGAUGAAAACUAAAUAUGCCUGUGGAAUAAACCUCAAUAAAAAGAGUUCUCGUUUGAGCGACA
Molecule: messenger RNA, 529 nt
Organism: Hippocampus comes (tiger tail seahorse)
Lineage: Eukaryota; Metazoa; Chordata; Actinopteri; Syngnathiformes; Syngnathidae
Gene: rpl31
Product: ribosomal protein L31
Exons: 5
Coding region: 105-479 (124 amino acids)
Biological process (GO): cytoplasmic translation
Cellular component (GO): ribosome; cytosolic large ribosomal subunit
Molecular function (GO): structural constituent of ribosome
Source: RefSeq, a predicted model, not a curated record